This is a messenger RNA of Sorghum bicolor (sorghum), 501 nucleotides long. RefSeq names its product salt stress-induced protein. Gene Ontology annotation, molecular function: carbohydrate binding. The transcript has 2 exons. Lineage: Eukaryota; Viridiplantae; Streptophyta; Magnoliopsida; Poales; Poaceae. The record is from RefSeq and is a predicted model, not a curated record. Bases 1 to 501 code for a protein of 166 amino acids.
AUGCGCGGGGCCAGCGCUCCUCGCCUUCGCAGCAUCGUCCUCUACCAUUCCGGCGCCAUCCACUCCCUCUCCUGUGAGUACACCCUCGCCGGCGACUAUGACGGGCCGCCGCCGCCGCCCCGAGUGGCUGGUCCGUGGGGCCUCCCGUAUUCCUUCGGCUCCAGAGGAGUUCGUGCCAAGAUCGACUUGGCUUCAGGGGAGUAUAUCACUGCAGUGGAGGGGACGACGGGGCACUUCGCGAACGUCCCCGGCGUGGUGAUCACCUCGCUGACGUUUCGCACCAGCGCCGGCAGAACACACGGGCCGUUUGGCAGCGUGGCAGCAGGGUCGUCGCACUACUUCUCCAUCCCAGCGGCGGACGACGCCUGCAUCGUCGGCUUCUGGGGACGCUCUGGCUGGCUUCUUGACGCCAUUGGAGUUUACAUGAAGCCUUCUUGCUCAUCAUCAUACUACACGGCGUACAAGAAAUACUAUGCAUCCAGACGUCAUGGACCAAAUUAA